This is a messenger RNA of Botrytis porri, 1191 nucleotides long. RefSeq lists its product as uncharacterized. NCBI's taxonomy places the organism in Eukaryota, Fungi, Ascomycota, Leotiomycetes, Helotiales, Sclerotiniaceae. The coding region runs from base 1 to 1191 and encodes 396 amino acids. The transcript has a single exon. The record is from RefSeq and is a predicted model, not a curated record.
AUGACUAGCAGAAGUAGUCAGUCUGAAUAUGAAUCAUCGGUUCAAUCAAGCGAUAUUUCGGAUCGUACGUUGUCUUCGAAAAAAUCGCAUAAAUAUGAAACCAUUGCUUCCUCUGAUAGAGGGUCUAAACAAGCGUCUAGGCAAUAUGAGAGAAGUGGUGAUGGGGAAAAAGUGAGAGAGAGGGAAGGGGGGAGAGAGAGAAGUAGAAGAAAGGAAAAAGAGAGAGAAGAGGAAGAGAGGAGUAGAAGAAAGGAAAGAGAGAGAGAAGAGGAAAAGAGGAGUAGAAGAAAGGAAAAAGAGAGAAAAGAAGAUAGUCGGAGAAGAGACAAAUCUAAUGACAGAUACACGUCCAGCAUUGCAGGGAAAUCGGUUGAUUCAUUGGAUACGUUGGGUCCGUCUGAUAGUAUUAGUAAUGUCGGUCGCACACCGUCAUCAAGCGUAGCUCCCAAUUCGACUUCAACUUCAACGCCUCUUCCCACUCGUUCUCAUGUACACACUGGAUGUGAAGUAGCGGAUCCCAGAAAGGGUGGUCGAAGAGCAAAUGAGAGCGAUGUCGAAUUCAAACGUGGCACUAGAACCUCGCGUUCUGGGCGAUCGGAGGCACCAACAUCAUCAAGCGACGAUUCCGAUUCAACUGUGACGCCACUCCCCCCUCGUUCUCGUGUAUCCACUAUCUCCAAAUCGACGGAUCGCAAGAGUGAUAGCGGAAAAGGAAAGAAGCGCGAGGUCGAAUUUAAUCACAGUGCCAGAAAACAAGACUCUGGGAAUUCAGUGGCUCCGUCUAUUAUCAGUAAUGCCAGUUCCCGCGCACCAUCAUCGAGCGUAGCUCCCGAUCCAAAACUAGCGCCAAGUUCGAAUGGUUCUGAAGUAUCCAUUGGGCCAAUGGAAACUGUAUUAGCGGAUCGCAGAGCGAAUAGCGAUAUCAGAUCCGAUUACAAUGCUGGCACACGAGUAUUCUCUAAUCAUGGUUCUAACGUUUCUGGAGCUACCGCGAAGCAAAGGUUUAUGAUUCCUGUACAAUUACCUCAAAGCGGAACUAGUAAAGACUCAGAUCCGAGUGAAUCUACAUCUCAUGGAGCACCAGUUAAUUUGAUACCCAGAAAUAUCACUUAUAGUCAGCCUCUUGUACUACAGCCACACCCGCACUUCAAAAGCGCUUCGUCUUCAAAGCCACCUGCACGACGGGGAUAG